AUGGCGUCUUCUCCACCAAAUUCUCCAAGCUCUUCAGCUUCUUCUAUUAACGCGAGCAAUUCAAGCAAUUCGCCGUCAAAUUCUUCCUCAGCGUUCACUCGUUUCCUUCACAAAGCUCAACUUAUCACCGGGAUGGGUGUUACUGACGCCGAACGCGCCAAAGACUUGGAGGAGUUGAAUUUAAGAAGAUGUGAAAAGAUGAAGACCGAGUUGAUGGAAAGGAGUCCGUUAAUAAUAUUCAUGCUCAAACAUCUCCGGCUCUCUGGCUGUCAGGUUCCAGAGAAGAAUAUUUUUUGCGCACCAUGUGCAUACCUUCCACAUCCACAUGGUGCCAUCAAACUCUGUGCUGGGCACUUUUUCUCAAAACAACACGUCGAGAGCACAAUUGCUCAUGAAUUGAUUCAUAUGUUUGACGAAUGCAGAUUCAAAGUAGACUGGACGAACCUUCGACAUCAUGCAUGUAGUGAAAUACGAGCAAACAAUUUGAGUGGAGAUUGUCGCUGGACUAGAGAACUCAGAAGAGGCGAGGGGAUCCCUGGGAUUGGGUGGACGAGGGGACAUCAGGCCUGUAUUCGUCGUCGCGCUGUCACAUCCGUAGCCGCAAAUCCCGCUUGCCCAUCCCUCGCUCACGCAGAACGGGCUGUUAACGAGGUUUGGGAAAGUUGCUUUGUGGAUACGAGACCUUUUGAUGAGGUCUAUUAG
Lentinula edodes (shiitake mushroom) is the source of this 702-nucleotide messenger RNA. RefSeq names its product peptidase M76 family-domain-containing protein. Gene Ontology annotation, cellular component: extrinsic component of mitochondrial inner membrane. Gene Ontology annotation, molecular function: metalloendopeptidase activity. Gene Ontology annotation, biological process: mitochondrial protein processing; mitochondrial proton-transporting ATP synthase complex assembly. Lineage: Eukaryota; Fungi; Basidiomycota; Agaricomycetes; Agaricales; Omphalotaceae. Bases 1 to 702 code for a protein of 233 amino acids. The transcript is spliced from 5 exons. The record is from RefSeq and is a predicted model, not a curated record.